Molecule: messenger RNA, 2139 nt
Organism: Sitodiplosis mosellana (orange wheat blossom midge)
Lineage: Eukaryota; Metazoa; Arthropoda; Insecta; Diptera; Cecidomyiidae
Gene: Hmu
Product: adipocyte plasma membrane-associated protein Hemomucin
Exons: 4
Coding region: 21-1598 (525 amino acids)
Biological process (GO): biosynthetic process
Molecular function (GO): strictosidine synthase activity
Source: RefSeq, a predicted model, not a curated record
GAAAUAAAACCGAAGGAAUAAUGGGGCUGUGCAAAUGUUUUUAUCGAUUAGUUAGAAAUUUUCUAAUUGUUUUUUUCAUCGUUGUUUUGUUACCUGGUUUACCGCCUAAGACGCACUUUGAUUUUCAAUCAUUUAUAAUCCCAAAACCGCUAGACUUAACGGGUCCGUUAGAAGUAAAUAAUUUGUUAGAUAAUGCCGAACGUUUGUUUGAAGGUCAAGUGCAUGGGCCAGAAACGUUAUUGAAGCGUGGCAACGAAAUCUUUACAUCAAUUCAUGGCGGUGAAGUGAUCAAAAUCACGGACGAUCAUAUUACACAUGUGGCUAAGUUUGGAAAACCAUGCGAGGGAUUGACUGAGGAGAAAAUUUGUGGACGACCAUUGGGUUUGGCAUUCGAUACGCAAGGAGAUAAUUUGAUUGUUGCCGAUGCUUAUUAUGGUAUUUGGUCGGUUAAUUUGAGCAAUGGAAAGAAAACACAAUUGGUCUCGCCGACCGAGGAAUUGGACGGAAAGGUUCGUCGACCGGCUAGUAUUUUCAAUUCGGUUGCCGUUUCGAAAUCCGGCGACAUUUUCUGGACCGAUUCAGCCUCCGAUUUCAAACUUGAAGACGGUGUCUACACACUUUUGGCCAAUCCAUCCGGACGUUUGUUCCGAUAUAAUCGUGUUACAAAGCAAAACAAAUUCCUCCUCGAUGAAUUGUACUUUGCCAAUGGUAUUGCAUUGCCGCCGAAUGAAGAUUUCAUUGUUGUUUCGGAGACUGGUGCCUCUCGUCUUACACGCUACUAUUUGACCGGUGCCAAGGCUGGCCAAACUGAUGUGUUCAUUGAUAGUUUGCCGGGCAUACCAGAUAAUUUAACACCAGAUGCUGACGGUUUGUGGGUGCCAUUGGUUCAAUCGGUCGAUAGCGAAAAUCCAGCACUCUGGCAAUCAGCCGCAAAUGCACCGCUUGUUCGUAAAUUCUUGGCUCGUGCUCUCGCUUUAAUUGAGCUACCAUUUAAAGUGGUUGAAAAUAUUUAUCCAAACUUCUACACACAAACGUUUAUCCACAAAAUCGGACACUUUGAAUCGUUGGUCGGUUUGGCGCCAGCACGUCAAACAAUCUUGCGCCUCGACUGGAACGGAAAGAUUAUCGGAUCAUUGCAUGGUUUUGAUAAGUCUGUGCACGGUGUGGCGCAUGUUCUUGAAGAUGGUGAUUAUUUGUACUUGGGUUCAUUUGCCCACAAGUAUUUGGGACGCGUGAAAUUGCCAAAAACGUACAAAAGCGCAAAGGCAACACCAAAAGUAGCACCAAAGGUUGAGGCCACAACGAAGAAACCAGUCACAACAACGACAACUCCAAAACCAACCACAACCACGACCACACCAAAAACCAAACAAACAACGACCACUACAACCACCACUCCAAAACCAGCCACGACAACAACACCUAAACCAACAACGAAAUCAGCACCAAAGCCAACAACGACGACACCGAAAUCAGCAACUGAAGCUCCAACGAGGAAACCGGCCCCAAUCCAUGAAAAUGUCGCCGAAGACACCAAACGUCCCGCAGCAGAAAAGCUAAAAGUGAUCAAAAAAGGUGGCGCCCAAGGCGAACUUUAAGCACCAUUAAAACGAAGAGAGUGAGAAAAUGAAGCGAAAAAGAAGGAAAACAGUAGAUGCAAAACAGCAUGCGACGAUAAUUCUCAUUCCAACCGAUUACAAUCAACAUGAAUAGACGUCAUCAACUGCGAUGAGCCAGUUAUUUUUAUCGCAAUUAAACUAGACAUAUUUAUUCCAAGCAAUCGCAUUCCCAAUUUAAAAAACCGCAAAAAAAAUGAAUAAUGAAUAAUGAAUACAUAAUUUAAAAACAACACGUUUUUCCUCUUCGAUUCCGGUACCGCCAUCACAUUGACGACAUAUGUGACACAAUUUAUGAUAAACAAUGAAAUUAAUAUACAGAAUAACAAAACAUUGCAAACUAUUCAAUUUGAAAUUAACUAUGAAUGCUUCCGAAAAUUAGCGUUAAUACUCUGAACUAAAAUAUGAGCAAUUUACUAUGCAACGAUUCAUUUUUAUUUUGUUAUGAGCAAAAUAUUGAAAUAUUGAAUAAAGCGAACUAUCUUUGAGGGGUUUUUUUUCCAAACUCUGGACAGAGUUGAAA